AUGCGCCCAGGAAUGGCUGUAAUUGUUCUGAGCGGGAAAUACGCUGGCCGUAAAGCUAUCAUUAUUAAAAACUAUGAUGAUGGCUCAGCUCAGAAACCGUAUGGCCAUGCUCUUGUUGUCGGUAUCGACCGUUAUCCUCGUCGCAUUUUGCGGAAAAUGAGCAAAAAACGAAUCGAGGGGCGUUCUAAGAUAAAACCCUUCAUGAAACUUGUCAAUUACAAUCAUAUUAUGCCUACCAGACACACAAUCGUCAUACCAUUCGACGCUAGCGUUGUUAACAAGAACAGUCUGGUUGAUAAGCGAAAGAAAAGGACAGCGCUCCUGGAGGUCAAAAAGAAACUUCAGGAAAGGUAUCGCACCAACGAAAAUCCCUGGCUCUUUCGCAAACUGCGAUUCUGA
Messenger RNA from Hydatigera taeniaeformis, 399 nucleotides. NCBI's taxonomy places the organism in Eukaryota, Metazoa, Platyhelminthes, Cestoda, Cyclophyllidea, Taeniidae. The record is from the annotation of a GenBank genome assembly.